Molecule: messenger RNA, 1272 nt
Organism: Penicillium chermesinum
Lineage: Eukaryota; Fungi; Ascomycota; Eurotiomycetes; Eurotiales; Aspergillaceae
Product: putative nucleoside hydrolase
Exons: 5
Coding region: 1-1272 (423 amino acids)
Biological process (GO): purine nucleoside catabolic process
Cellular component (GO): cytosol
Molecular function (GO): purine nucleosidase activity
Source: RefSeq, a predicted model, not a curated record
AUGGCACCUAAGAAGAUUAUCCUUGACACUGAUCCUGGCAUUGACGAUAUCCUUGGAUUGCUUCUGGCUUUGUCUUCAAAAGCAGAGGACCUCGAGCUUCUACUUAUAUCUUUGACGUUUGGAAAUGUCGAAGUGAAACACUGUCUGCGAAAUGUGAUCUCUAUGUUUCAUAUCCUCGAACAGGAGAUGCAGUGGCGCCGUCAGAACGGGAAGCCGGAAGGCUUUGGCACCCUGAGAGCGUCACGCCCCGUGGUUGCCCUGGGAGCUGAGCAGCCCCUCGAGGAACAGAAAAUGCUCGCUGAUUACUUUCAUGGAACGGACGGUCUCGGCGGUAUCCAUACCAGUCACCCACACCUUACCCCGACUCAAGCAUGGGAGCAUCUCUUUGACUCCGCUCAGGACCCCGAGGGCAUCAAGCCUGUCCAGACGGGCGCCGCCCCUGGUGACCACUUUUACAUUCCAUCCAAGCUUCCUGCAUAUAAGGAGAUCUUGCGUGCUUUGCGUGAGAAUGAGCCUUAUACGGUAACUCUUGUUGCGGUCGGCCCCCUCACCAACCUGGCAUUAGCAGCAGCAGAGGACCCCGAGACCUUCCUCCGCGUCAAGGAAGUUGUUGUCAUGGGCGGCGCUGUCAACGAGCCAGGAAAUGUCACACCGGUCGGUGAAUUCAAUGCCUACGCAGAUGCGGUCGCUGCGGCCCGCGUAUACGCCUUGACGUCCCCAAGUCCCCCUUCCACUCUACCUCCCACUCGGGGUCCUGACCCCCCCUACCCAGCCAAACUCAGUCGCCCGCUGACUCUGCGACAAUUUCCCCUCGACAUCACUUUGCGCCACAACAUUUCUCGGGGUGAAUUCAGGCAGGCUGUAGCUCCCCUGCUCAAAGCCGGCUCACCUCUCGCCGAGUGGGUUGAUGCAUUCAUGGGCCACGUUUUCCAGACAUUGGAAAGACUGCACCCAGGGCACGAGGGCGAUGAUGCCGAGCUCAGUUUGCACGAUCCCGUCUGUGUGUGGUAUGCUAUCACAGCAGAUGAUCCGAAAUGGGCCCCAUCAGCUUCUUCCCCUGAGGAUAUUCGCAUCGAGACGACGGGGCAGUGGACUCGUGGUCAGUGUGUUGUUGAUCGCCGUAAUCGCCAUCGCAUUGAGGAUGACAAAGAGAGCUCCAGUGAUCAUGGGCUGUGGCUGAGCCAAAGCGCUGGAAACAGGAUCUUGAGGAUGGAUGCUUCGCCAGUCGAGGGAAAUUUCGGCCGGGUCAUUAUCCAGAAACUGUUUGGUUAG